Messenger RNA from Magnolia sinica, 1804 nucleotides. Its product is annotated as polyol transporter 5-like. Gene Ontology annotation, biological process: transmembrane transport. The coding region runs from base 251 to 1804 and encodes 517 amino acids. Gene Ontology annotation, cellular component: membrane. NCBI's taxonomy places the organism in Eukaryota, Viridiplantae, Streptophyta, Magnoliopsida, Magnoliales, Magnoliaceae. The record is from RefSeq and is a predicted model, not a curated record. Gene Ontology annotation, molecular function: carbohydrate transmembrane transporter activity. The transcript is spliced from 2 exons.
AACUCAUCACAAUCCCUGUUCCUUAAAUAGAAAUGCUGAUAAGCAACAAAUGCAUGUAUGAUGGUGGGGCCCUCCAUUCUUAUGCACUUCUUUCAUGAGCAAGAAGAGAAGCACUACCAUCACCAGUCAUCUCUAUCUCAACAAACCCAACAUCUGAAAGGGUGGAGCUGAGGUGGGCUUUCCUUCCUUUCUCCUUUUCUGCUGGUGGGCCUUAGCUUUGGCGUGACAUAGGUUGCAGAGAACUGAUCUGAUGGAAAUUGAGAGACAAGGCAGAGAUAUGGCUGCAGAGGAGAGAGGUCAAGAGGCAGUUGAAGCCAAUGCCCGAGAACAGAAGGUGGGGAUCAUCCGUAUUUGGAACACGACCCACUUGAACAAGUAUGUGCUCGCGGGUGCUGUUCUGGCUUCGAUGAACUCGAUUCUGUUGGGAUAUGAUAUUGGAGUGAUGAGUGGUGCUGUGCUGUUCAUCAAGGAUGAUCUUGGGAUCACAUCAACGCAGGAAGAGAUCUUGAUUGGGUCGUUGAAUGCCUGCUCCUUGCUUGGGUCCUUGGCUGCUGGAAAAACAUCUGAUUGGAUUGGGCGUCGGUACACCAUUGUUCUGGCAUCUGCUACCUUCCUGAUUGGCUCGUUGCUGAUGGGCCUUGCCCCAUGCUUUCCCUUCCUAAUGGUAGGACGGAUAGUGGCGGGAAUUGGCGUGGGCUACUCCCUCAUGAUUGCUCCUGUGUACACGGCCGAGAUCUCACCUGCAACCACCCGAGGCUUCCUCACCUCAUUGCCUGAAGUCUUCAUCAACAUAGGCAUCCUUCUGGGCUACAUCUUCAAUUAUGCAUUUGUGGGUCUGCCACAGAAUCUGAACUGGCGGCUAAUGCUCGGAGUCGCUGCGAUCCCAGCCAUUUUUGUUGCGAUCGGCGUUUUGGCAAUGCCGGAGUCACCGAGGUGGUUGGUCAUGCGAGGCCGAUCAGAGGAAGCCAGACAGGUCCUGCUAAAAACAUCCAGUGAUGAAGGAGAAGCUGAGCUGAGGUUCCUUGAGAUAACAGAAGCCGCGGCCGCUGCUUCUAAUACUUCUACUACUAAUGAUAAGAACAUGGAUACCUGGCAGAGAAAAGGCGUGUGGAAGGAGCUGCUACUGACACCCACGCGGCCAGUCCGGCGGGUCCUCAUUGCGGCGAUCGGUUUAAACUUCUUCAUGCAGGCAUCAGGCAAUGAUGCAGUUGUAUAUUACUGCCCUGAAGUGUUCAAGGCAGCGGGAAUCCACAAGAAGAAAGAGCUGGUGGGUGUGACCAUUGCCAUGGGCUUUGUGAAGACUUUUUUCGUGCUGCUGUCGGCCUGUUUCUUGGAUAGGUUUGGACGACGGCCUCUGUUGCUUUUGGGUUCAACAGGGGUGGCUGCAUCUAUAACUGUGCUCGGCAUUGGCUCGAAAGUUCUUGAGGCAUCAGAGAGGAAAUCAAAGUGGGCCAUUGUGCUGUCCGUGAUCUCUGUAUGUGCAUAUGUGUCUUUCUUCUCUAUUGGGCUGGGACCAAUCACAUGGGUGUACUCGUCGGAGAUAUUUCCAAUGAGGCUGCGUGCCCAGGGAUCCAGCAUCGCCAUAAGUGUGAAUCGGAUCGUUAGUGGAAUGGUUGCAAUGACGUUUCUUUCCAUUUCCAAAGCGAUAUCGUUUGGAUACACGUUUUUCAUUUUCGGAGCGAUAUCGCUUCUGGGGGCAAUUUUCUUCUAUGUGUUUUUACCUGAAACAAAAGGGAAGAGCUUGGAAGAAAUGGGAGUUCUGUUUGAGGAUAAGAGUAGGGAGAACAGUAGCAGAGAGAAAUGA